CCAGCUUUGACUUGCUGUGCACAUUCGGUCAACCAUAACCACCAUCACCACCAACAGCUUGGGUACUAACAAUAGCAGGUUCGCAACGCCGCCACCAACUAUCUCUCAACUUCUAUGGAUACACACAGAGAUUCCCUCUAAUCAGAUUCAUUGCGCGUUGUAUCCAAGAUGACUUCAGAGGCGGACAAGUAUGAGGUGCUGGAGAAAAUCGGUCAUGGCUCCUUUGGAAUCAUCCGAAAGGUUCGGAGAAAGGCCGACAGCCUCGUCAUGUGCCGGAAGGAAAUCAGCUAUCUCAAGAUGUCGCAAAAGGAGCGCGAGCAGCUCCACGCCGAGUUCCAGAUCCUCUCGACCCUCCGUCACCAAAACAUUGUCGGCUACUACCAUCGCGAGCACCUCAAAUCCACUCAAGACCUCCACCUCUACAUGGAGUACUGCGGCAAUGGCGACCUGGGUCGCGUCAUCAGAGACCUGGCCGUAAAGGGACAGCGCGCGCAAGAGUCGUUCGUGUGGAGCAUCUUCUCGCAGCUGGUUACUGCGCUCUACAGAUGUCACUACGGCAUUGACCCUCCCGAAGUCGGCAGCAACGUGUUGGGCCUCUUCAGCACAGCUUCCAAGCCAAAGACGCCCCCCGGCACCAUGACGAUCCUGCAUCGCGAUCUGAAGCCCGAGAAUGUCUUCCUGGGAGAGGACAAUUCGGUGAAGCUUGGCGACUUCGGUCUGUCCAAAAUGAUUCAGUCUCACGACUUCGCCUCGACCUACGUCGGCACGCCCUUCUACAUGUCGCCCGAGAUCUGCGCCGCCGAGAAGUACACCCUAAAGUCCGACAUCUGGUCUCUGGGAUGCAUCAUCUAUGAACUCUGCGCUCGCGAGCCCCCCUUCAACGCCAAGUCGCAUUUCCAGCUGGUCCAGAAGAUCAAGGAGGGCAAGGUGUCGCCCUUGCCUAGCUGCUAUUCGAGCGAGCUCAUGGGUACCAUCAAAGACUGUCUGAGAGUCAACCCCGACCACCGCCCGGACACUGCACAGCUUCUAAACCUCCCGGUCGUCCGACUGAUGCGCAAAGAGAGGGAGGUCGUGGAGCUCAACAAGGUCAUCAAAGCCAAGGAGGAUACGCUGGCGCGUCGGAUGAAGGAGUUGGAUGAGAAGACUGCUGCCUUUGAGGCCGACAAGGCCGCCGUCAGGCAAGAAGUAGACAGCUCGCUGCGGAGAGAAUGGGAGGUCAAAGCCCGCCUUGAGAUCGACCGCCAGAUCAACUCGGAAAUCGAAGCCCUCCGAAAGCGAUUCGAGAGCGAAGUGCAGUCUCGCGUCGAGGCAGAGCUGCAGAGAAAGACGGCCAGCAUGGCCAUCGAAUCCUCCCAGGCGCACGACCUCGACAGUUCUCUGACCAAGUCCGAGUACCCUCGAUCAUCGGUCGGCAACGGCAGCGUUGAUGAGGAACUGUCGACGUCGACGGACCUCACCGACAUCUCGACCGACAGCCCUAUCGCGAAUAAGAAGGCCACUCGCACGCCCUUCGGCCGAGCCCAGACUAUGUUUGUUGGCGGCAUGGGCACACCCAUGGACAUCGAGAUGGCGUCUCCAUCGCCCAUCAACAUUGCUUCCCUGUCGCUUUCUCCUCGACGCACCGCCGCCACUAGAGUACCGAACCUUAACAGCGGUAACAUCUUCUCCGAGAACGCCGGCGCGUCGAGCGAUCCAAUGUGGGAUCUUCAUCGCGAUACCAUCUGCAUUGACUCGGACGAUGAGGACGUCGUUCCCUCGCCGACGCGCAACAUCAAGUCGAGACAGAAUCCCUUCACAUCCAAGGACCGCCCUGUCCUGACGUCUCAGAAGUCGGUUCCCAUUUCGCGAGUCAAGCCUCAGUUCUCGGCGAACGGCCUGAACCAAAACAAGACACUGCCUACGCUGCCCAAUAUGGCCUCGAACCCCGACUUGGGCCGUGGCGUCCGCGAUCGAGGUCAGUCACCCUGCCGCCGGCUGAGUAAGAUUCCUUCGGCGGCGAACUUGACGGCUACGAGCGGCGGCGAAUCCCCGGGCGGUCUUUCCCGCAAGAACUCAACCAAGAAGGACCAGGAACCCCUUGGCAAGCUCGCUGCGAAGAACAACAUCAAGGGCAGGACGCUGGUUGAACUCCAGCAGGCCCGAGCAGGCGGCCGCCCCCUCUCGGCCGUCAUGUCUGGCGGCGAGAACAUCAGUCCUAAGAGGGCGUUCAAGGACCGCAUCGCGGAGCGUCGGGCCAGCGGCGGCGAGCCUGCUGCAGUUUGGGAUCCUGAGCGGGAUGAGAUGCCCAGUCCUUUCUUGGUGCGACGCAAGCCCAUGGCCAGAGUCUAAGAUGAUUUCUUUUCUGUUGGCAUAACACGAGCGUUGGUUUGCGAAGAGAUACCAAAGCAUGCACACGGUUCAUUCAUGGGAGGGAUUGUCUUUUUUUCCUUUUGUCUCCCCUGCUCCUUUGUCAUUACCAUCGUUUUCAUCACUCUCCUUUGUUCUGGCGGCACCGAAAAAAAGAAACAAGUCGGGAGACAGAAACACUCCGAUGGGAGUAAUUGUGGGUAUUAUACACACAACAAUCAUGAGUCCUGGUGAUGACCAGACGGGACUCUUGAUUUAUACACUUAUGAAGAUGAUUUUCAGAGGUGUUGGAUGGAAUUGGGUGUUGCCGGACUCGGCUGGGGGAGGUGUCAUUUACAUUGCGGAUGCCGCUACGGCGUUGAGGUAGAUUGUUUGUUGGCUACCUGUACAAGUUGCAUUAGGGUUGCAGGUGUACUUUUAUCAUGGACGAGACAAAUAUCCAUCUUUCAGUGUCUAUU
Molecule: messenger RNA, 2804 nt
Organism: Colletotrichum destructivum
Lineage: Eukaryota; Fungi; Ascomycota; Sordariomycetes; Glomerellales; Glomerellaceae
Product: Putative serine/threonine-protein kinase, active
Exons: 3
Coding region: 169-2328 (719 amino acids)
Biological process (GO): protein phosphorylation; chromosome segregation
Cellular component (GO): cytoplasm; mitotic spindle pole body; nucleus
Molecular function (GO): ATP binding; protein serine/threonine kinase activity
Source: RefSeq, a predicted model, not a curated record